AUGCCGUUCGUGGCCGCGACCGCAGCUUUAGCAAGAGCGGGCUUCCCGUUGUAUGGAGCGGCCUCGCCCGUGCUCGUCUUGGUACACCGCUUCCUGAAGCCCGACGGCGAGCCCUUCGUGGAAAGGACGGUGAAACUGCUCGCCUUGGCGAGCGUCUGGGCGUAUUGGAGCGCCGGCGUCGCCGGCUUGCUCCUCUACGUCUUGUUCCAACUACCAAUCACGGCCUACCACGCCUUGGCGGUCUACGUGCCCCUUCUCAUCAUAGCCUUCAAGCGGGACCGGAACGCGAGGUAUGAUCGGUACAAGCGGUUUAUUUUGAGGAUAUUAUUUGAUGCACCUCUCAUAAUAACGGCGAUCUCACUGAGAUAUCUGUGCGGCUGGCACCUGUUCACGCCCUUCGCUUCCAUAAUAGAUGACGAGGUCGUCCAGGGCACGUUACCUUUCGCCUGCGACGUGGCCGAGCUCGCGGCGGAGCCGUACAACGUGGGAGCUGUGGUGAACAUGUGUUCCGAGUGGGACGGGCCCCUGCAGGCUUAUGAGAGGUACGGCAUCCAGCAGCUGCGACUCCCCUUCCAGGACACGACGGCGCCGCACGAGACGGCCUUGAGGAGGGGCGCGGCGUUCAUGAAGGAGCGGCUCGAGAACAUGGAGAAGGGCAAACGUAUCUACGUGCACUGCAAGGGCGGCAUCGCGCGCGCGUCGACGAUGUCCCUGGCGCACUACAUCAUUAACCGCGGCGAGGACCCGUAUGAAGCCGUCGACAAGCUCAAAUCUAAAAGGUCGGUGGUGCUGCGGAGCGCCGCGGAGUACGAAGGAGUGAGGGCCAUCGCGCGCGACCCCGAGGGUAACCAUUGUGAAUAGUAGAACUUACUGCUCGAUGGCGUAGGGGAGAGAUAGGAGUCGAUCUUCGGGAAAAUUAUUUGCUAGUGUCUUACUACCGCUAGCGCGAGAUUUUAACUGCGCGUCGGAGCUCAAUGCGCAUCGAGUAAUAGCUAUCAAGCGGUCGAAACAUUUCUUUUGGAGCCAAAUUGACACCUGUCUGCCGCCUGCAUCGAAAACCGGCGCUACGGCAAGUCAAUUAUUAGCAGCCACUGAGUGGUCAGCUGUUUUGGUCCUCAAAGCACGCGCGACGCGACACGACGCGACAAACCAACGUGAGACAUGGCCACCCCGACGCUGGCUCCCACGCUCAUGCCCACAAAAAGCAACCCCUUCAACACGUCGAGCAGCGACUGGGCCGAGAUCCGCGUGACCCUGCUCCUGAACGCAUUCAUGGCCGUCUGUCUAAUUGGUGUAGCGGCGUUCUACGGCAAUCUAUCAAGCGUCUACGCGCCGAAGCCGCGGCGCCGGACAAGCGCCGUGCGCAGUGGGCUGCGCGGAUUUAGAGAUGCGUCGAGCCUCGACGACGAAGCUUUAGGCAAGGCCGUCGGCCCGGACGCGCAAUUAUUGAUUCGCUUCCUUCGUUGUUGGAGAGACAUUACGACGGUGGGCGGCCUCGUCGCCGCCGUCAUCUUGUUACCGUGCUACGCCACGGGCCGCCACCGCGAGUCCGGCUUCUACGCCUGGACCAUCGCGAACGUCAAGAAGGGCGCGCCGCGGGGCUGGGCCGCGGUGGUCUUCAUGUACUUCUUCACGUGCUACGCUCUUAGACGGGCUGAUAGGGAAGCAAGGCGCUACGCGAAACUCAGGUACGACUACCUGAGCCAGGUUGAGGAUGACGAGGACGGCCCCCAGGCCCGGUGUUCCGUAUUUGUCGAACGCGUGCCGCGCGACCUGAGGAGCGACGGCGCACUUUUGAAUUAUUUCAGACGCCUCGCGCGAUCUGAUAACGCCGUGCACUCGGCCGUCGUCUUCCGGGAUUGUAGGAAGCUCGAGAAGGUUAGGCGAAGGCGCGACGAGGCUAAAAAAACGCUCGCUAGCAGUUCCGAGGGCAAGACUCUGUACAGAGCGCGGUCGCACGUCGACGCGAUAGCAUGUGGAGGCCGGCCGCGGCUCUGGUGGCGCGCCUGCGAUGCGCGGCGCUUCUGGAGCGCCCGGCUCGAACGAUUGGAGAAUGAGUUGUCGAACGGACGAGCCCUCGCCGAGAACUAUUCGCAGAAUGACGAGCCGUCGUCGCCGCUGUUGAGCGGCUCGUCGCUCGAGGCGCGCGUCCAAGAAGCUGCAGAUAGGACGCAGCGCCUGGCGAAUACGACGGCGCGCCGCGUCUUCCGCACGUUAGCUAUCGAGGAUACGGCAUUAGGGGAAGCGUUCAAACCGUCGGCGACGGGCGUCGUCACGUUUUCCAGCGUCGGUAUAGCGUCAACACUGGGCCAGCUACAGCUCGCCUCCUUCAAAGGCUUGAAAGCGGUCGUCCCGGCGCCCACCAGAUCUGAUGUUGUGUUUGCGAACGUCGGCGAGAAGGCGUCCGGCGUCGAGUGGCGCGCGUGGUGCUGCGACGCGUUUUUAGUCUGGUGCGGCGUGCUGCUGACGCCGCUGAUUGGCGUGAUUCAGGGCCUGUCGAAUUUGGAGAGAAUUGCCGACGUCGUGCCGUUCCUAAGGCCCUUCGCCGAAGACGACGAGUAUGCCGCUAUAAGGGAUGUGGUAACAGGUUAUAUUCCCGUGUUGCUCGUGCUGGGUUUGUUGGCUGUAAUACCUUAUGUGUUGGAGUCCCUGGCCUUGAAUUAUGUGAGAUUGAAAUCGCAUUCGUUGGUGCAGCGCUACGUCUUGGACCGCCACUUCUAUUUUCAAUUAUUGGCCAUCUUCGUCACGGUGCUCUCCGGAUCGCUCGCGGACGUCGUCAAGGCCUUCAUCGACAGUCCUUCCUCCAUCGAGACUUUACUAGGACGGUCCAUCCCGGGCGUCGGUGCUUACUUUUUACAGUUAUUAACAGUAAAGGCCACGGUGUCGAUCGCCGUCGAGGCCGCGCGACCAAUUCCAUUGGCACGGGAGCUGAGUCUGCGGCGCCUCAUGGAGCGGCGCGACCCGCCUUCUGAAGAACUGAAACUGGGCCACGCCGUGCCGCAGAUGCUCAUGGUCGUGCUCGUCGCCGUGCUGUACGCGGCGAUCGCGCCGUUGAUCCUGGUGCCGGCGGCCAUCUAUUUCUGGCUCGCGGAGCCCGUCUACCGGAAGCAUCUCCUGUUAGUAUAUACAAAAACGAGCGAGGGCGGCGGCGCGGCGUUGUUUCCCGCGCUCGCGUACUUCUCGGCGCUGUCGCUCGGGAUCGGCCAGCUGGCGCUAUUUUCAUACCUGGCGUUAUCCGACAAGACGGUCGAGCACGGCGACGCCUGGCGCCAGGCAUUGGCGGUGGUGCCCCUGCCCGUCAUAACGUACGCACACUACCGCCGCGUCGUGCAGCGCUACGUCGCGCCCGCGGUCCACCUGCACCGCGACGCGGCGACGCGGCGCGACCUGUUUCGGGACCUCUCGGAGCGGCUGACGGAGACGUAUUACAGGCAGCCGGCGCUUGUGGACGACGACGACGUGGCGCCCCAGGCGCGCCGCGCGUCGUCGAGGAGCAGUACGGGCGAGUGGGACCUCGAGGCCCUGGGCGAGCCGGAACUCGCUCGAACGACAACUCCGCUUGUGUAG
Pelagomonas calceolata is the source of this 3567-nucleotide messenger RNA. The record is from the annotation of a GenBank genome assembly. Lineage: Eukaryota; Pelagophyceae; Pelagomonadales; Pelagomonadaceae.